AUGGUGUUUAAGGGGAGAUUUUUCUCUUCCAAAAAAUCUGACACUUCAAGCCGCGAUGGAUCCUCCAACAGUCCUCGAUCUACCGGUUCAAAUUCCAGUUCCCCGAUUGGAUCCGAUAAAAAGAAACCUAAAUCAUCGUUCAAAGAUAAAUCCCCUGUAGCUACCACUCCUACUUCCACACCCACCACCAGCAGUAAAAACGAAAAAAAAGAUUCAAAAUACAGAGAAACUCAAAAUUUAAGUAGGCCCAGUUCCGGAAUAUUUGGUUCUUCUUCUUCUUCUUCUUCUUCCAAGUUGAAGAAAUCCGAGGAGGCGGCAGCAAGUCCUACGCCGGUGUCGGUUUCUCCACUAGUGGCAUCGUCUUUGGGUUUAAACAAGAUAAAGACCCGAUCGGGGCCGUUGCCACAGGAGAGUUUCUUCAGUUUCGGGAGUAGGGAUAAGGGGGCUUCGUUGGGUUCUAGUAAGUUGUCGAAGCCACUUGGUGGUAGCGGCGACACUGGUGCUGGCGUUGAUGGGGGUUUGAGUUUGGGGUCUGGGAAGAUGGAGGAGAAGUUAUUGGUGGAAAAUGCAGAUAGUGGGAGCAAUUCGGAUAACAUGUCGAUGGACAGCGGGCCAUCAAGGGACCAGAGCCCGCACGUGGUCCAGGCCCAGGUUCGUUCUCGCCUUCAAAAUGGGGAGUCAUCUUCUGAAACUAUUGGUCAAUUCAAUUCAUCAUGGGGUCAUUCUGGAGGGUUAAGGAGUUCAGAUGUAUGCACUCCAGAGAUAAAGACAUCAUAUGAUUGUGAGAACCCAAAGGAGUCUGAAUCUCCCCGAUUUCAAGCUAUACUCCGUGUUACAAGUGCUCCCAGGAAGAGGCUUCCUGGUGAUAUCAAAAGUUUCUCUCAUGAAUUGAAUUCCAAAGGUGUACGACCUUACCCAUUUUGGAAGCCUCGACGCUUAAAUAAUCUGGAGGAGGUAUUAAGUAUGAUAAGGACAAAAUUUGACAAAGCAAAGGAAGAAGUGGAUUCUGAUCUGCAUAUUUUUGCAGCAGAUCUGGUUGGAAUUCUUGAAAAGAAUGUAGAAACUCAUCCAGAAUGGCAGGAAACUUUAGAGGAUUUGUUGGUUUUGGCUCGGAGCUGUGCCAUGACAUCUCCUGGAGAAUUUUGGCUUCAGUGUGAAGGCAUAGUUCAAGAUUUGGAUGAUAGGCGUCAGGAGCUUCCUAUGGGAAUGCUUAAGCGGCUUCAUACUCGAAUGCUUUUCAUUCUCACAAGGUGCACAAGAUUGUUGCAGUUCCACAAGGAAAGUGCGUUCGCUGAGGAUGACCGUGUUUUUCAGCUCCGGCAAUCACUUGAGCCUGCAGAUAAACAUGUUUCUCAGGUUGUGGAAAGGGAUAAGAAUAUUCCUAGUUCUUCAAAAGCCACGAAGGCACUGUCUGCAAGAAAAUAUUACAGUCAAGAACAACAUGGCUUAGUGUGGAAAAGCGACUAUGCUGUAAAAGGAAAUUUUCAACCUUCACCAGCUGACACUGCAAACGACUUAGAUUCUACUACUAGUAGGAAUCAGAUGGCUUCUUGGAAGCAAUUUUCUUCUCCUCCUGGAAAAAGUCCCAAAGAAGCUGCUUCAUUGAAGGAGCAGAAUGACAAAAUCGUGGAAGCUUCGAAAAUAUUAAACAACAGGAGAGGAAUUAAUGAAGCUGAUCUGGCUACUGCUAAUGCUAAAGUUACUGAGCUUCGUCCUGCUAAAGAUUCUAUCGGACAGUUUUCCAUGCCCUCCAAGCACCAACAUAAAGUUUCCUGGGGCUACUGGGGAGAUCAGCCAGGCAUUGCAGAUGAAAGCUCAAUAACUUGUCGCAUUUGUGAGGAGGAGGUUCCCACUUUGCAUGUGGAAGACCACUCUAGAAUUUGUGCAAUUGCUGAUCGAUGUGAUAAAAAGGGUUUAAGUGUCAAUGAACGCCUACUUAGAAUUGCUGGAACUCUUGAGAAGCGGAUGGAUUCAUUUUCACAGAAGGACUACCAACAUGCUGUUGGAAGCCCAGAUGUUGUCAAAGUAUCAAACUCGAGUGUGACAGAAGAAUCAGAUCUUCUUUCUCCAAAACUCAGUGAUUGGUCUCGUAGAGGCUCAGAAGACACGAUAGAAUGUUUUCCAGAAACAGACAAUUCUGUAUUCAUGGACGAGCUCAAGGGUUUGCCUUCCAUGCUAUGUAAAACUCGCUUUGGUCCAAAAUCGGACCAAGGAAUGACAACAUCAUCGGCAGGAAGCAUGACUCCUAGGUCACCAUUGAUGACACCAACAACGAGCCAGAUAGACUUGCUUUUGUCUGGGAAAGGUUCUUUCUCUGAACAUGGUGAUCUUCCUCAGAUGAAUGAACUCGCUGAUAUAGCUCGAUGUGUAGCAAAUACACCUCUGGAUGAUGAUCGCUCUUUGUCAUACCUGCUUUCUUGUCUUGAAGACUUGAAAGUUGUCACAGACCGCAGAAAAUUUGAUGCCCUCACUGUGGAGACUUUUGGAGCACGUAUCGAGAAGUUGAUAAGGGAGAAAUAUCUGCAAUUAUGCGAAUUAGUUGAUGAUGUCAAGGUUGAUAUAUCAAGCACUGUAAUUGAUGAAGAUGCUCCUUUAGACGAUGAUGUUGUUCGUAGCUUGCGAACUAGUCCUAUACAUUCUACUAAAGAUCGGACCUCGAUAGAUGACUUUGAGAUUAUAAAACCAAUCAGUCGUGGGGCAUUUGGCCGGGUUUUCUUGGCAAAAAAGAGAACAACAGGGGAUCUGUUUGCGAUAAAGGUUCUUAAGAAGGCAGAUAUGAUACGGAAGAAUGCUGUCGAGAGUAUUUUGGCUGAACGUAAUAUAUUGAUUUCAGUUCGCAAUCCUUUUGUGGUCCGUUUCUUCUAUUCAUUUACUUGUCGAGAAAAUUUGUAUCUUGUAAUGGAGUACUUGAAUGGCGGAGAUCUGUAUUCAUUACUGAGAAAUCUAGGCUGCUUAGAUGAAGAUGUUGCUCGAGUAUAUAUAGCUGAAGUUGUGCUUGCUUUGGAAUAUUUGCACUCUCUACAUGUGGUUCAUCGUGAUCUAAAGCCUGAUAAUUUGUUGAUUGCACAUGAUGGUCAUAUCAAGUUGACAGACUUUGGGCUAUCUAAAGUUGGUCUCAUCAACAGUACUGAUGAUUUAUCGGGUCCAGCUGUUAGCGGAACAUCCCUAAUGGAAGACGAUGAACCUCAAUUGUCUGCAUCUGACCAUCAGCAAGAAAGGCGCAAGAAACGCUCUGCUGUGGGUACUCCAGACUAUUUGGCACCUGAGAUUCUUCUAGGAACUGGGCAUGGCUUUACUGCCGAUUGGUGGUCUGUUGGUGUCAUACUAUUUGAGUUGAUUGUUGGAAUUCCUCCUUUCAAUGCUGAGCAUCCUCAGAAAAUAUUUGAUAAUAUUCUCAACCGCAAGAUACCUUGGCCACAGGUCCCUGAAGAAAUGAGCCCUGAAGCACAUGAUUUAAUUGAUCAGUUACUGACAGAAGACCCUAAUGAGAGACUUGGAGCUAGAGGAGCACCAGAGGUGAAGCAGCAUCCAUUUUUCAGAGAUAUUAAUUGGUACACACUUGCUAGACAAAAGGCUGCUUUUGUCCCUGCCUCUGAGAGUGCACUGGAUACCAGUUACUUCACCAGUCGUUUCUCCUGGAAUCCUUCGGAUGAACAGGUCUAUGCGGCUAGUGAAUUCGAAGAUUCCAGUGACAAUGGUAGCAUGAGUGAUACCAGUAGUUGCCUGAGCAAUCGGCAUGAUGAAUUGGUAGAUGAAUGCGGGGGUCUUGCGGAAUUCAACUCAGGCUCUGAUAUCAAUUAUUCCUUCAGCAAUUUCUCGUUUAAGAAUCUGUCUGAGCUUGCAUCUAUCAACUACGACUUGCUUACCAAAGGUUUGAAAGACGACCCACCGACAAAUUCUAGUUCAUAA
This is a messenger RNA of Fraxinus pennsylvanica, 3909 nucleotides long. Lineage: Eukaryota; Viridiplantae; Streptophyta; Magnoliopsida; Lamiales; Oleaceae. The record is from the annotation of a GenBank genome assembly.